GGGUGUCGUACAUCUCACCGUGUGGAGACUGAAACCAUUUUGUCUGCUUUCGAGUUACUGUUUCUGCCUCUCUGAGAAAACCAUGGCCGGCAAGGUUAUGCGUGCUGUGCGGUUCGAUGGUUAUGGUGGCGGAGUUGCUGGUUUGAAGCAUGUGGAAGUUCCAGUUCCUGCUCCAAAGAAAGACGAAGUUUUGCUGAAGGUGGAAGCAAGAAGUCUAAAUCCAGUCGAUUGGAAGAUUCAGAAAGGCAUGCUACGACCACUUAUGCCAGGCAAAUUCCCUUACAUACCAGCUACCGACAUAGCAGGAGAAGUAGUAGAAGUUGGUUCUGGUGUCAAGAAUUUCAAAGCUGGUGACAAAGUUGUAGCUGCGCUUAGUCACUCUACAGGAGGUGGGCUUGCUGAGUUUGCUGUGGCCAAGGAAAGUUUGACUGUGAAUAGGCCUGCUGAGGUAUCAGCAGCUGAAGGAGCAGGCUUACCUGUAGCCGGCCUCACUGCACUCCAGGCCCUCACCCAGUCUGCUGGGAUCAAGCUCGACAGCAGUGGAAAGCCAACGAACGUUCUAAUAACUGCUGCAUCAGGUGGUGUUGGUCACUAUGCUGUUCAGCUGGCAAAACUUGGGAACACACAUGUUACUGCAAGUUGUGGGGCUCGGAACAUUGAGUUUGUCAAGAGCUUAGGAGCAGAUGAGGUUCUCGACUAUAAAACCCCAGAUGGGGCAGCGUUGAAGAGCCCCUCAGGUCGGAAGUAUGAUGCAGUAAUCCACUGUGCAACAGGAAUCCCUUGGUCUACGUUUGAGCCUAAUUUAAGUGAGCAAGGAAAGGUGGUAGAUAUCACUCCCAGUCCUAGUGCCAUGCUCACCUUUGCAGUAAAGAAGCUAACCUUUUCCAAGAAGCAGCUGCUGCCUUUGCUUUUGUCCACCAAGCGUGAGAACCUGGAAUUUCUUGUUAAUUUGGUGAAAGAAGGGAAGCUGAAGACAGUAGUGGACUCGAAACACCCUCUGAGCAAGGCCGAAGACGCCUGGGCAAAGAGUAUGGAUGGCCAUGCUACAGGGAAGGUCAUUGUGGAGCCUUAAGUAUGAUGUUUGGGUUAUUGGCUACUUUUAUUGUGUUUAUGUGAGUUGUUUUUUUUUUUUUAUUAAUAUAUUUCUUUAUGGUGUUUCUGUGAGUUGAAAGAAACUUGUGAGUAGAUAUUGCAUGUAGAUAGGGUAUAUUACAGUAUAUGCUUUUCCCUAAUUUGGCUUUCAAACUU
Messenger RNA from Telopea speciosissima, 1248 nucleotides. Its product is annotated as chloroplast envelope quinone oxidoreductase homolog. NCBI's taxonomy places the organism in Eukaryota, Viridiplantae, Streptophyta, Magnoliopsida, Proteales, Proteaceae. The transcript is spliced from 6 exons. The record is from RefSeq and is a predicted model, not a curated record. Gene Ontology annotation, molecular function: oxidoreductase activity. The coding region runs from base 83 to 1072 and encodes 329 amino acids.